GUUGUUGCUAUGGAUUAUAAAACCGCUUUCGCGCGCUAUCUAACGUUCGGUGCCGGAACUUACGCUAAGAUGAGACUAGAGGAAGACCUGGUAAUCCGCAGGAGUCGACCGACCAUGAUAUCCGCAAAGUAUCGUGCCAGAGAAGAGCGUAGACGUUUGCUUAAAAUAUCAGCCUCUAAACUCCGCAGUAUCGAAGAUCCAGAAGCUAGUCUAUGUAAAUCUGUAUUAAUAAACAACGCCGUAAAACGACUACAACGUGAGAACACGAGAAAUUAUGGGCUACCAUUAUCUAGUUAUCUUGAUGAUUCGUCCAAGGAAAAUGAUGUUAGUGUUAAUCUUAUUGUUGGCGAUUCUGAAUCCUCCAAAAAGAGACUGGGUGAAGAAUUACGCGGAAGCGAGGGUUUAAGUCCAAAGCGACAAAGGCAUGACGAUUUGGACUUGCAAGACGAAGUGUUCAGCGACUUUUACAUACUGCCACCCACUCCGCGCCUGCUGUCCCACAUAGACGACCUGCCGGAUCAACAGUCGGAUAACUCCUUGGCGAGUUAUCACCAGCAUGAUAAUCGGCUGGGAUCAACGAGCGAGCGUUCGACGACAUCUACCAAUCUCUUCUCGGCGGACAUUGUCGACACGUCGCUGUCGUCAAUCGGUCGAUCCACAGACUCUAUAAGCUUAAUGGACGUGACGGACGUCGGGGGCGACACCGACAGAAUUUGCGACUUCUCCAGAUUCUCCGACUCAAAAACUCUAGAGGAGCGGCUAGUGGAGUUUCACUCCCUUGACGAGCACUUUGACCUCACCAAAUUCGAGAGAAAUAACAACCAGAGUUGCGGGAGAGCCUUUCAUGACAUCCAGACCUUCCACAGUCUUGUGCCCGGUCUUGAGACCUAG
Messenger RNA from Cotesia congregata, 891 nucleotides. The record is from the annotation of a GenBank genome assembly. Lineage: Eukaryota; Metazoa; Arthropoda; Insecta; Hymenoptera; Braconidae.